Molecule: messenger RNA, 513 nt
Organism: Psilocybe cubensis
Lineage: Eukaryota; Fungi; Basidiomycota; Agaricomycetes; Agaricales; Agrocybaceae
Exons: 7
Coding region: 1-513 (170 amino acids)
Source: RefSeq, a predicted model, not a curated record
AUGAAAUUCCCACUUGCCGUCAUUGUUGCCGUCGCCAGUGUCUUUUCAUCUGCAUAUGCAACGGCAGUACAAAGGGCACCCGCAGUUGCCGACAAGUGGAUCUCUGUAGAGACUGGAAUCACUAUGCCAGGCGAGAGCAUUCCGGGAAACACCACAUUGGAAAAACGAUACGGUACAGAGGUUUUAACAUGCUACAACAUGGGAACAAAGGUUGACCGGGCACCGUCUACCUCCGUUAUUGAUGAUUGGUGCAACAACCGUGCCAUCGGCCAAGUUGUCAACAACGGCCAGACUAUAUGGGCACGCUACAACUAUGGUACAUUCACUAUCCUAGUGAGCGGAGAGGCAAUCAACGGUUGCUCGUUCAAAGUCGAUGGGAACUGCAACAGGCUUCUAAGGCUCCCACUUGACGGAUGCAAUACCAGUGGAGAAAACGGCAAACAAGGAGGAUAUGAGACUGACCUGUGCGGUCAGUGGCGAUACGACCCAGGCUCCAACGGAAGCGAUUACUAG